This is a messenger RNA of Sporisorium graminicola, 1383 nucleotides long. RefSeq lists its product as uncharacterized. Bases 1 to 1383 code for a protein of 460 amino acids. Lineage: Eukaryota; Fungi; Basidiomycota; Ustilaginomycetes; Ustilaginales; Ustilaginaceae. The transcript has a single exon. The record is from RefSeq and is a predicted model, not a curated record.
AUGGAUUCUGAUGCUGUCGUGCUAGGCACGAUCACUUUUGAGGAGCUUCCGCUUCACGUCGAGUUUUACCAGUCGUUGCCGGCUUUGCGACCUUCGUCUAUCGAGGAGGACGAAGACGACCCACGAUCGCUGCUCUACCUGUUCGAGGACAACGACUUUGAACGAGCAGCUGCCUUUCUAGCCUUCGAGGAAGCACGUCAGCAGGCCCAAGUGGAAGCCGUAGCUGAAGCUCUCAUUGAGGCAGAGGUCGAGCGACAAAGGACACGAGCGCUGGCCGAUCGUCUCAGGCAGCUGCUGGAAGAGGAUGACGAGCUUGUCGACAUGCUAGGCAGGAGAGUUCUUGCGACAAAGGGCUACCAAAUGCCUGAUCUAUGGAAUCCUCAUCAGUAUCACCACCAUCAUUAUCACAGAAACGAUUCCUUCCGACCUGCGUCUGGCAGCGAUGCUGCGAGUCAGCUCGGUCGUGCUCCAUACACCGACAUCCAUGCAGCAUGGGAUGCGCCCGCCGAGCAGACAGCUAUGCCGACUUAUUCUCGAGCUAGCCCCUUUAUCCAUUCCGCUCCCGUCAUCGUACGUGGACAUGCUCCCUACCCGCCCAGAGCUGCUAAGCACAUCGCGACCCCAUCUCGAUCGCCGGUUACAUCCUCCAGCUCACGAGUAGAUAGCAAGGCGCCGACUCAAACUCAUACCAGAAUCGCGAUUCAUCCUCUCACGGGCGUUCCUAUGCUGCUUGUUGAACAAGACGUCGAGGGCGACGAGCACCCCUCGAGCCAAACUCACGCAACGACGCAAAUCGACACCGAGAACGAGACCGACGAUGAUACGGACGAGUGGCCCAUUGACGACGAAUCUGACCUGGACUGGCUCGGUCGCGAACUUCUGCGUCUUCGAGGUGGCGCUAAUGUGUGGGUGCUCGGCGCUGACCACGAUGUCGCGCCACUGUCGGCUACCCCAUCCUCAUCGAAGUCGGCCAGGACUGCUUUUUCUUCUGAUGCUGCUGCAGAGCUGGCAAAGCGACCUGAACCCGAGCCGGUCACACCCACCCUGCCAACACAGGUCGAAGAAGUCGACAGCGACUACGAGGCAUCUACCAUGGCACGAGCACUGGAGCCAGGUCUCGCCAGCCCAUCGCAACGCGUGGCUGCUGCACUAGCACAGGCGGCCUUGCACACGCCCAGCAGCGACUCCAAGUCAUCGGCGAGCCCGGCUGGACAGCGAACGAGGCAGCGUGCGGCCACCGUUAUGUCUGAAUCCGAGGAAGAGGAGCUCGAGACCGUCGGAAGACCUGUCGACGAGCAUGGCGAGGAGCAGGUGACCAGGGAAGCGGCAGGCAGUCUGGACGGUCGUCCACGAAAGACUGUCAAGGUUGUCGAUUUGCGCUAA